Messenger RNA from Leishmania braziliensis MHOM/BR/75/M2904, 414 nucleotides. Its product is annotated as DNA-directed RNA polymerase-like protein. The record is from RefSeq and is a predicted model, not a curated record. Gene Ontology annotation, cellular component: RNA polymerase III complex; RNA polymerase I complex. Lineage: Eukaryota; Euglenozoa; Kinetoplastea; Trypanosomatida; Trypanosomatidae. Gene Ontology annotation, biological process: DNA-templated transcription. Bases 1 to 414 code for a protein of 137 amino acids. Gene Ontology annotation, molecular function: protein dimerization activity; DNA binding; DNA-directed RNA polymerase activity. The transcript has a single exon.
AUGGCGUCUUUUCACCCUCGCGACGCUUUCAUUCUCCACCAGGAGCACAUCCAACGCAUGAACGAGGGCGAUGAAGUGGACACAUCGGAGGAACAGAAGGUUCAAAUUGAUCUGCAGCGCGUCACUGACAGCGAAUCCACUGCUGUGGUAACCUUCUCUCACGAGGAUCACACCCUAGGAAAUCCCCUGCGGCACGUUCUGAUGCAGAACGUUGCCGUGACGAGCGCCGGCUACGCGAUUCCCCAUCCACUAGAGCCGAAGAUGCUCUUGCAUGUGCAGGCUUCCGACUACGCUGUAGAGGCUGUGGCCCACGGUCUGGAGCGUCUCGCAGAAAUCUGUGACGACACAAUUAGUAGCUUCGAUAAGUGUAUGGUAGCACAGCAUCGCAUGGCUGUUUCUACGCGGCCAGAGUAG